AUGUGGAUGUGCUCACACAAAAUCGGUAUACGUCCGUGGGUAGUGCAACAACUACUUACCACCGACGACGACCAGUUUGUAUUCAGUCAUUAUUUAAUUAUAUUCGUCUCCUUCGGUUUCACCGUCGUCGUCUGGUCGGUCAACAGCAGAGCAAGACAAAGCACAAAGGGCGCUCUUGUGCGGCGUUGUGGUCGGUGGUCACUGGUCCCGUGCGGUGCUACACCGGUCGGCGACGGCGUUCGGCUUGACGACGGCGUCAACUUAUACCGCAGAGGCGACGACAAUAACCACGGGUAA
Molecule: messenger RNA, 297 nt
Organism: Macrosiphum euphorbiae (potato aphid)
Lineage: Eukaryota; Metazoa; Arthropoda; Insecta; Hemiptera; Aphididae
Source: the annotation of a GenBank genome assembly